AUGGCAGAGACAGGUCUUCCUCCUGGCUGGGAGGUUCGCCAUUCUAACUCGAAAAACCUACCUUACUAUUUCAAUCCCAUACUCAAAGAAUCCCGAUGGGAACCUCCUGCAAAUACGGACACGGAGAAGCUCAAGAUUUACAUGGCUCACCACCACACUCCUACCGCAAUUCGUCCUGAUUUUCCGAGACAGAAGGAGGGCCAGAUUCGUUGCAGUCAUCUCCUGGUGAAGCAUAGGGAUAGUAGAAGACCCAGCAGCUGGAGACAGGCGGAGAUCACUCGGUCCAAGGAGGAGGCGAUUGAUAUACUGCGUGGUUAUGAGAAGCGCAUUAAGUCUGGUGAAAUAAGCCUGGGAGAUAUUGCCAUGUCUGAGUCAGAUUGCAGCAGUGCCAGGAAGAAGGGUGAUCUAGGUUUCUUUGGACGCGGAGAUAUGCAAAGGGAAUUUGAGGAAGCAGCUUUUGCCCUGCAACCUGGACAAGUUAGCGGUAUUGUCGAGUCUGCGUCAGGUGUUCAUCUCAUUGAACGAGUGGCAUAA
This is a messenger RNA of Monascus purpureus, 534 nucleotides long. NCBI's taxonomy places the organism in Eukaryota, Fungi, Ascomycota, Eurotiomycetes, Eurotiales, Aspergillaceae. The record is from the annotation of a GenBank genome assembly.